Messenger RNA from Staurois parvus, 309 nucleotides. Lineage: Eukaryota; Metazoa; Chordata; Amphibia; Anura; Ranidae. The record is from the annotation of a GenBank genome assembly.
UACUGUGUGAGCUGUGAUUGGUCACAGCUUGUCACAUGGUACAAGGCUGUUGUGAAUAGCCUUGUACCAUGUGAUCUCUGUGAUCAUUCACAGAUUUCACAUGUAGUAAGCAAUGAUGUCAGAUGUGACAUCUUGCUUACUACUCUUCAUGUGAUCACUGAUUGGCCAAUCAGUGAUCACAUGAUCAGGACCUCACACAGAGAGAGCGCGCACAAGCAGGGAGCGGGGAGGACGUUUAUAAACGGCCACCUCCCCCUACACUGCUCCCGUCUGCCCGUUUUUAUACAUGGGCCGGACAGGAAGUGGUUA